GCAGUUUGGAUUAGCAGUGCACAGAUGGCUAGGCUAGGCUAUGGCCCGUCUUUUCUCCUUGUAAAUCAAUGUGCUAUAAAUGUGGGGAGCGGCACGUUGAAAUCCUACAAACAUGCAGUCAUUUUGACAUUUAUACCAUCGCAAACAAUUUACAAACUAUUGUAAGGAAUGCAUUGAUCUGUGUAGGUCAGGUAGUCUCACUCUCCAAGAAUACAGGUGCUCAGUAGACUGGUUGCAGUCAUUCGGCAGCGGCAUGAAGAGGCUUUGAAUGGUCUCCAGCACGAUGGACGUACACUUACCCAGCGUCAUCGCUAUCGCUGGACUUUCAUUGUUUCUGGCGAAGUUUCUGCACAUCGUGGUUACAUGGUGGCUUCAUCGGCGCUUUCUAAGGCAGCGAAUACCGGAGCCUUGCAAGGCCCACUGGCUUCGGGGACACGUGGUGGCGGACGACCGUCUCGCAUGGGACACCUAUCUGGGAUAUGCUCGAAAACUGCCGCGUAAGUUCUUAUGGCAUUUGGGACCUUUUACGACCGGGGUCUCAGUGUGCCAUCCGGACACCAUUGCAGAUGUCAUGGGAACGAAGUCAGUAAAACUUCCAUUAUCUGGAAGAGUUUUCCGCACGUGGCUUGGAAAUGGACUCCUGUUCACGGAGGGUAAGCGGUGGGCCCGUGAUCACAAGUUGAUCUCUAACGUGUUUUCGCCGGAUAUGCGCCGCGAGUAUGUGGAUUUCUACAAGGAAGCAGCAUUCAUCAUGCUUGAUCUCUGGGAGGAGCAGCUCCACAAGAGUGUGGAUGUGUCGCAGUAUUUUCCAAUGCUGACAUUUGACAUCAUCCUGCGGUGUGCUAUGGGUACGGAGACCAACUGCCAAACGGAAAGCGAUCCAAGCGCCCCUGCCCUGCGCUUUGCUGCUGCAUUGAGAGACAUCGUUGAGAUUAUCUUUGCGCGUUUCAAGCAGCCAUGGUUCUACUCGGAUUUCAUAUUCCUUCAUUCGCCAACUGGUCGUCGCUUCCGGAAGUUGCAUGCAGAAACACACAAGUUCAGUGAACAACUUAUCCGAGACCAACGGGCAUGUCUUCAAAAGGCCGAAGGUGAGAAUGAUGCGGGAAAUCCCAGGCACCGAGAUAUGCUCGACAUUCUACUGAUGGCAAGAGAUGAAGACGGUGUGGGAUAUAGCGACACGGAGAUCUGUGAGCACGUCGAAACGUUCCUCUUUGCGGGCCACGACACUACGGCCUCGGCCUUCCAGUGGAUCAUACACUAUCUCAGUCUAAACCGUGAUGUCCAAGAACACUGCCGUAAAGAAGUACUAGCCGUCUUGGAGAGAUGUGGUGGUUUGGACAACUUUGCUCAUGGGCACCUGGCUGACCUGGAGUACUUGACACAAACGAUUCAGGAGGUGCUGCGCUUGAGCAAUGUUAUCGCAUUUAUAGGGAAGACGAGCAAGGAUGCCUUUCAAGUGGAUGGUGUUAGGCUGCCUCCCGGUACUGGCUUUCAACUCAACAUGAUGGGAGUCCACAUGAACAAACAAGUCUGGACUGACGCGGACACAUUCAAUCCUGAUCGAUUCUCACCAGAUCAAAGCAGCACACGGAGUUCCUAUGCCUUCAUCCCUUUCAGCUGCGGUCCACGGGCAUGCGUCGGCAAGCACUUUGCCAUGGAUGAGAUGAAGGUGGUGAUGGCCAUGAUACUGUCCAAGUUCCGCUUAACGCCAGACCCUCACGCCAAGCAGCCUGCCUGGGUAAUGGCAAUGAUCGUCAAGCCAGAUCCCGGGGUACAUGUGAAAUUGGAGCUGGUCUGAACAUCACGUAGGUACACAUACACAGCUGUUUUUCAACAUGUGUUUUUUCAACACUUGCACUGCCAACAAGCCUUUCACGACUGCAUGUACGCGAGCUAAACCGGACACGUGCGCAAAGAGUGAACCGACGGUGCAGUGUGGAGAGGGAGUGCAUGGGUAAGAUGCCAGUUGGGCUACUUGCAUGACUGCUGUAUCCGUGCUGCAUUGCAGUAUCCGGCAGUAACUUGAACCUCUUUGCAGAGGUUCCUUUGAUUUCAAUACCUUUUCACACCUCUUAUUUCACACUUUGAGUAUCAAGCGCGCAGUCAUUUGUGCGCCACCUCUUAUUUCACUAUAAAAUAGGUGAUUAUUUAUUUUCCAGUCUUUCAACAACUCAACCUUCUCUGAGGUCUUAGUGACCGAAACAGCUGUCAGAAGGAUUAAAACGGCGCUAC
Molecule: messenger RNA, 2232 nt
Organism: Sycon ciliatum
Lineage: Eukaryota; Metazoa; Porifera; Calcarea; Leucosolenida; Sycettidae
Product: taurochenodeoxycholic 6 alpha-hydroxylase-like
Exons: 1
Coding region: 269-1798 (509 amino acids)
Molecular function (GO): iron ion binding; monooxygenase activity; heme binding
Source: RefSeq, a predicted model, not a curated record